AUGGACGGGACGCAUGGGCUACGUGCGUGGCGUUGGGUAUUCAUCAUCGAGGGAGCCAUUACGGUCGUCAUCGCAUUCUCUGCCUUGUUCAUCUUACCCAACUUCCCAAGAACCACGUCCUGGCUUACCGAGGAGGAAAGCCAACUCGCUGUAUAUCGCCUGCAAGAGGACAUCGGAGAAGACGACUGGAAAGAUGCACAAUCGCAGACAUUCUUCCAUGGCUUGAAGCUCGCUUUGAUGGACAUCAAAACCUGGGUACUGACAAUUCUUCUCCUAGCCAUCGUUUCAUCGGCAUCUGUAACGAACUUCUUCCCGACCGUUGUCAAAACUCUAGGCUACGACAACAUCCACACUCUUCUGCUUACCGCACCUCCAUACGUGCUCGCAGUCAUCACGACCUAUCUAAAUGCUUGGCACGCUGAUCGAACCGGCGAGCGAUUUCUGCAUAUCGUCCUGCCCCUAUGCGUCGGCGUCUUCGCUUUCAUUCUCGCUGCAGCUACCCACUCGACCGCACCCCGAUAUGUCGCCAUGAUGCUUAUGGUUCCCGGAGUCUAUACAGGCUAUGUUCGUGCCGCAGCACUUGCUUUCAUCAACGCAAUUUCGAACACGAGCAGUAUCUAUGCGAGCUACAUGUAUCCACAGCCCAAAGGAGGUGCACAGCCCGACUUGACAAUUCCACUCAGCGUGGAUUGAAGCUUGAUCGAGGAGAACACGUGGAAGGUGCCAUAA
This is a messenger RNA of Parastagonospora nodorum SN15, 729 nucleotides long. RefSeq lists its product as hypothetical. Gene Ontology annotation, biological process: transmembrane transport. The record is from RefSeq and is a predicted model, not a curated record. Gene Ontology annotation, cellular component: membrane. The transcript is spliced from 4 exons. Lineage: Eukaryota; Fungi; Ascomycota; Dothideomycetes; Pleosporales; Phaeosphaeriaceae. The coding region runs from base 1 to 693 and encodes 230 amino acids. Gene Ontology annotation, molecular function: transmembrane transporter activity.